GCAGCUUACUUUUCCACGCAAUAAGUGUCUACAGACAUCUGCAGCGCCGCCAGUACCAAACACGGCAAAUGAUGGAACUCGUUGAGCAUAACGAAUGAUAACGAAGUAGACGUAUCAAGUAGCUAUAUAUUAUACCAUAUGAGAUAUAUAAUAACACGGCAAUUACAAACAAGAAAAUAAUAAAUAAAAAUGAAAUACUGUGUUGUCCAUUGGUGCAAUAAUUCUAUUCAUAAAGAGAAAAAGACAGGAAAGCAUGUGGCUUUAUUUGCAUUUCCAAAAAAUCUGGAACAUCGUACAAAAUGGGUGAAAGCAUUGAAAAAUGUGGCCAUAAAAACAAAUAGCACUGUAUGUCAAGAACAUUUUAAUGAAACCUGUAUGUACAAAACUGAAUUGUCAUCAUUACGCUUGUACGAAGGAUCUGUACCAUCUAUAUUUCCACAUGUUUCUAAUUUAAGCAUAACAGAAAGUAUACACUGUAACGAAAACAAUAAUGCAUCUUCUGAAGUAUUGAUGGAAGAUGAAUCAACAAUUGGUUCUCAUCAAGGACAAACACAAGAUGAUAUGACAUAUUCAACAAAAACCAAUACUGUGGCGUCAAGUGAUAAAUGUUUAAUAAGAUAUCCAGGAGAUAUUACAACCGAAAAAGUGGCAAACAUGUCGUCAAGUAGUUUAAGGAAGUUUAAUUAUUAAAUUAUUAAAAAAGAUUACUUGCGAAACAUGUCUUUAUCUUUUUAACGAAUGUACAGUUAUGAAGUCUACAUUCAUAGAAAGAAAAAGCUGUGGAUAUUUACAUUAUCCACGAGAAGAUACAUAUAAACUCAUUGUUGCCGCUGAUAAAGUUUUUAAUUUUUAUAAAUUACAGAAUAAUUUGUAUAAGAAAAAUGCAUGCCAAGAAAUAAUUAUAAAAACAAUACGUAAUAUUGAUAUGGAUAAGAAUGUUAUAUACAGAUUCUUAUGAAUUAUGAAGGGAAAUUAAUGAGCCAAAAUAUUGAGUACAUCAGACAUCAGUUUACAAAAAUUAUUUUAUUCAAAGGAAUGAAAAGUGCGAUGAUAGUUCUAAUAAUGGCCGUGUUUGGUACUGGCGGCGCUGCAGAUGUUCAUAGAUGCCCAAAGUCAUUGCUAGCAGUCCAUAGUUAUAUAGU
Harpegnathos saltator (Jerdon's jumping ant) is the source of this 1142-nucleotide messenger RNA. RefSeq lists its product as uncharacterized. The record is from RefSeq and is a predicted model, not a curated record. The transcript is spliced from 5 exons. The coding region runs from base 190 to 690 and encodes 166 amino acids. Gene Ontology annotation, molecular function: sequence-specific DNA binding. NCBI's taxonomy places the organism in Eukaryota, Metazoa, Arthropoda, Insecta, Hymenoptera, Formicidae.